Molecule: messenger RNA, 4491 nt
Organism: Myotis myotis
Lineage: Eukaryota; Metazoa; Chordata; Mammalia; Chiroptera; Vespertilionidae
Gene: SIMC1
Product: SUMO interacting motifs containing 1
Source: RefSeq, a predicted model, not a curated record
GGGGUGAUGGCCUGGGUUGUCGCUGCCGCGGCUGCCGUCUCCUCAGCAGCAGGAACUGAAGUCCUCGCCGCCGUCGCCCGGGUCGCCGCCGCCGCCGCCGCCUGGGUCGCCGGUCGCCCGCGCGCUGGCCCGGCCGGGGCCCGCAGCCAUGGAGGACUUCAUCGUGAUCUCGGACGACAGCGGCUCCGAGAGCUCGGAGGGCACCCGCUCGGGCCGGGCGCGGAGGCUCCGCCGGGCCCUGUCCCGGACCCCGGGCGCGCUGCCCCGCCGGACCGUGGACUUCAUUGAUUUAACCAGAGAAACCAGACCAAGGCCAAAGGAUCGCAAUGCAAUCUGUGUGAUUGACCUGACAAGAGCUGAGGAAGAAAGCAGACCUAUUGCCACUCUUGACUUGACUCUAGAACCCGUUGCUCCUUCCCAGAAGGAGUCAACCAAUCUUCAAACAUGUGCCAGCCUCUCCAGCAAAGAGGCGAUGGAAGGGCGGGUAGGCAGAAGCUCUUGGCCUGCAGCACGGAGAAUCAUUAACAGCGACCCUGUGGAUUUGGACCUUUUGGAGGAAGCCACAUUUGAAGGCUCCCAACCCCCUGCAUCCAUCAGUGGGGACUCUGUUUAUCCCGCACAGCCGAACUGUAGCUCAACUGCAUUCAAAGAUGACUUUAGCUUCUUGGCAGGCCUUGAGCUGUCUUCAGAUGUUCACUCCCUCUCUCCAAUAAGCAAUAAUGGUCACAGCAGCAAUCACAGGGUGCCCUUGCCUUGCCCACAGCAAGAUGUACCUUGCCAACCACAAGCCUUGCCAUGCCCACUGCAAGCCUUGCCAUGUCCACCACGAGCCUCCUCCUGCCCACCACGAGCCUUGUCGUGCCCAUCACAACCUGUGCCGUGCCAACUACAAGCUUUGCCUAACCUGCCUCAAGAAAUGCCAUGCCCUCAGAAUAUGUCAUGCCCUCAGCAAAAUAUGACAAGCCCACCUCAGGACUCAUGGCAUCCUCAACAUUUACCAUGCCCACCUCAGGACUCAUGGCAUCCUCAACACUUACCAUGCCCAUCUCAGGACUCAUGGCAUCCUCAACAUUUACCAUGCCCACCUCAGGACUCAUCAUGGCAUCCUCAACACUCACCAAGCCGACCUCAAAAUACAUCAUGGCAUCCUCAACACUCACCAAGCCGACCUCAAAACACAUCAUGGCAUCCUCAACACUCACCAAGCCCAUCUCAAGACUCACUCUGCCCGUCUCAAGACUCUCUGGGCCUACCUCAACGUGUACCUGGCCCACCUCAAAACAUAUCCUAUCCACAAGAUGUGGCACACCUGCAAGACAUGCCACAGUUACUGGGAGACAAGCCACAGCCACCAGAUAUGCCACAGUCAUCAGGAGACAUGUCACAGUCAUUGCGAGAUGCUCCACGGUCACCAAGAGAUGCACCACAGACACCAAGCUAUGCACCGCAAUCACCAAGAGAUAUACUGCAGUCACCAAGAGGUGUGCCACAGUCACCAAGAGAUGCACCAAGGUCACCAAGAGAUACACUGCGAUCACCAAGAGAUACACCACAGUCACCAAGAAGUACACCACGGUCACCAAGAGAUAUACUGCGGUCACCAAGAGAUGCACCGAAGACACCAAGCUAUGCACCGCAAUCACCAAGAGAUGCACCACAGAUACCAAGAGAUGCACCGCGGUCACCAAGAGGUGUGCCACAGUCACCUAGAGAUGUGCCACCAUCACCAAGAGCUGCACCCCAGUCACCAACAGGUGUGCCACAGUCAACUGGAGAAGUCUCACAUUUACCAGAUGUGCUGCGUUCACCUGGAGACAUGCCACACUUGCCAGGAAGCAGGCCUAACUCUCCCCCAAAUGAUGUACAGAACCAUGACACUCCUAUGGAUGUCUCAGCUCCGUCUUCUCCAAGCUGCUCUCUCAGCCCACAGUCUCCACAGUCUAAAACUUCCUUAGAGAAAAUUCCCUGGCUCUCUGUCCCAGAAACUCCAGCCAGAAAGGAGAUAGCAAUGUCAGAGCCUGCCAACCCCGGGUCUGCCCACAUACAAGCACGAACACCACCAGGCGUGUUGUACCACAGACCCUGCCUGCAUAGACUGAAGUACUUCUUACGACCUCCGGUUCAUCACCUCUUCUUCCAGACACUAAUACCCGAUAAAGACGUAAGAGAGAACAAGGGUCAAAAAUUAGAACCCAUCCCCCAUCGAAGACUAAGAAUGGUAACAAACACCAUUGAAGAAAAUUUUCCCCUGGGGACGGUGCAGUUUUUGAUGGACUUCGUGUCACCCCAGCAUUACCCACCCAGAGAAAUUGUGGCUCACAUCAUCCAGAAAAUCCUGCUCAGUGGCUCUGAGUCCGUGGACGUCCUUAAGGAGGCCUACAUGCUUCUCAUGAAAAUUCAACAGCUCCAUCCAGCUAACGCCAAGACCGUGGAGUGGGACUGGAAGCUGCUCACGUACGUCAUGGAGGAAGAGGGACAACAUCUGCCUGGGCGAGUCCUUUUCCUGCGCUAUGUGGUCCAGACCCUGGAGGAUGACUUCCAGCAUACCCUGCGGAAGCAGCGCCAGCACCUGCAGCAGUCCAUUGCCAACAUGGUGCUGUCCUGUGACAAGCAGCCCCACAACGUCCGAGAUGUGAUCAAGUGGUUGGUUAAAGCGGUGACGGAAGGUGGAUUAACUCAGCCCCCAAAUGGGAGUCAUACCUGUUCGGGAACAGGCACCAUGAAGGCCAGCAGUAGCCACACUUCUCCCCAGCCUCCUCUGACGAAGAACACCACUCAGGUGAUUGUGUGCCAACUGCAGAGGAUGCUGUCCAUAGCCGUGGAGGUGGACAGGACCCCCACCUGCAGCUCGAAUAAAAUUGCCGAGAUGAUGUUUGGGUUUGUGCUGGACAUUCCGGAAAGGAGUCAGAGAGAGAUGUUCUUUACCACCAUGGAAAGCCACCUUCUGCGCUGCAAAGUGUUGGAGAUCAUAUUCCUGCACAGCUGCGAGACGCCCACCCGCCUGCCCCUGUCUCUGGCCCAGGCCCUCUACUUCCUGAACCAUUCCACGUCGCUGCUCAAGUGUCAGUCGGACAAAACCCAGUGGCAGACGUGGGAUGAGCUGGUCGAGCACCUGCAGUUUCUGUUAUCCAGCUAUCAACAUGUUCUCAGAGAGCAUUUACGGAGUUCGGUGAUCGAUCGAAAAGACUUAAUAAUCAAAAGGAUUAAGCCCAAGCCCCAGCAAGGCGAUGACAUCACAGUGGUGGACGUGGAGAAGCAGAUCGAGGCCUUCCACAGCCGCCUGGUCCAGAUGCUGGGAGAGCCCCUGGCCCCCCAGCUCCGAGACAAAGUGCACUUGUUGAAGCUCCUGCUCUUCUAUGCUGCGGACCUGAACCCCGACGCAGAGCCCUCCCCCACCCUGGAGCAGCCCCUGAGGCCCUGCUAUGCACUGAGCACCAAGAAUACCUCCUGAACUGUAUCGCCAACUACUUGCAAGUUCUGAAAGUAUGGAAAGUAGUUCCAAGUCUUACAGGACCAAACCCAUCUUAUUUAUCUGUAGGCUAUAAUGACUUUCUAACUCUUUAGUAAUACCUUUUUAAAAUAAUCCUAUCAUAGCCUAUUCUCAAAUAUGGCUUAAAUAUACAAGGUGUAUAUAUUUUUUGAUAAAUUAUUUAUCUAUACUUUUUGAAACAGGUAAUACUAUAUGCACUUACAUGUUUAAUAUUUCCAUUCAGGAUGUGAAAAAAAUCCCUCUGAACAAAUCCUAGACAUCAAAUGUUACUCAAGGUACUGAUGAUCCGUUUCGAAAGAGACACAUUCAUUUCUCCCCAAUGGAACACAAACAUCAAUAUUAGACCUGUUAUAUUGCCUAUGAAUUUGAUUUUGUGGCAAGUCUAUUAAGAUCUAAUGUAACGGGGGAAGGAUGGAAGGUUAGAAAUAAGAGGAUGAGUGUUAUAAAAACGUUAAAAGGAUACAAUAAAAAGGCAAUGGUUUUUCAAAAUACCAAGUUUACCUGCUUACCAUGGCUAUGAGUAAGCAGAAUGCAGUAACGACUCUUAACAGGACAAAAACAACAGCUAUGCACAUUUGAGAAAGUAGUAAGGAAUUUUAUUGUCAAAACAAGUAGGACACGAGCUUAACAGAAGACACAAAUAAAUUAAUUGUUCUCAUCCUUUGAGAUGCAGGCCUCUCUGGGGAAGGCUCAGCCCAGCUCCCUAUGUAGACACGACCCCUCCGAAGCAAGAACAGCAGAGUCUGAGACAGUUCAGGACAAGGACUGCCCACGGCCGCGGUGGAGGGUGAGCAGGUGCUUUCCCUGGCUCCUGUCCCCAGCAGCUCACACAGGUCUGAGGCCCGUUUGGGGGCAACGGUUGCAUGUAGAACCUUUUUCCAUCCUUCCAUGUGGCUCUUAGAAAAAGUUUCAGGUCCUGGUGACACUUGUUUCACAUGAAUGUCUGGACUAGAAUCUACAUAUAGUUACCACCAUCUUUAUUUUAAAAACCUUAACAUCCA